Puntigrus tetrazona (Sumatra barb) is the source of this 10863-nucleotide messenger RNA. RefSeq names its product calcium channel, voltage-dependent, T type, alpha 1H subunit b (gene cacna1hb). Gene Ontology annotation, cellular component: plasma membrane; voltage-gated sodium channel complex; neuron projection. The record is from RefSeq and is a predicted model, not a curated record. Gene Ontology annotation, molecular function: voltage-gated sodium channel activity; low voltage-gated calcium channel activity. Lineage: Eukaryota; Metazoa; Chordata; Actinopteri; Cypriniformes; Cyprinidae. Gene Ontology annotation, biological process: positive regulation of calcium ion-dependent exocytosis; membrane depolarization during action potential; calcium ion transmembrane transport. The coding region runs from base 317 to 7003 and encodes 2228 amino acids. The transcript has 35 exons.
GAGAGAGAGGAGUUCUCCUCGCGACACCGAGCGCGUCACGCGUCCAGUAGAAACUUCAGGCUUCUGAGGCGAUUGAGCCAAGACGCGCUGCGCUGACCCUCGCGCUUUUCACGGAGUAUUAUCACACAAGGAGUUCUCUAAACCAGAUGUAACUGAGAGUUUGACGAAUCGUCUUGUUUCUCGGAUCCUUUUAUGAAGAAGGGACGUGAUGGGACUAAUUUUAUGUGGGAUUGGGAGCCGCAGUUGAGAGCAUGAGCCAGAACGUGCUGUCAUUUCACACACGCAGGGUCGCAUUGCUGCCCACCAUUCUAUCAUCAUGACCACCGGUGAGGACACAGAACCAUCCCUGUGGCCGGAUCGGGCCCAGACCAGCCUGACUGCACCGGCUCAGGCUGAUAGCCCAUGCCUCGAGGAGGCAGAGGACCUGCCCGGUGGCCUUACUGGAAGUGGUGGAGCAUCUUGGGAGUCCACUGGCAGCGUGGCAGAGGUGAAGGAAAAUGUUCAGCUUCCGUAUCCGUCCCUUGCACCAGUGGUGUUCUUCUGGCUCCACCAGAGCACACGACCCCGCAGCUGGUGCCUUGCACUCGUGUGCAGCCCGUGGUUUGAGCGAGUCAGCAUGCUGGUGAUUCUGCUCAACUGCGUCACGCUCGGCAUGUUCCAGCCCUGCCAAGACCUGGAGUGCCACUCUGACAGGUGCAGCAUCCUGCAGGCUUUCGAUGAUUUCAUAUUUGCAUUCUUCGCUGUGGAGAUGGUGGUUAAAAUGGUGGCCUUGGGCAUAUUUGGUCCGAAAUGUUACCUUGGCGACACCUGGAACCGCCUUGACCUCUUUAUCGUCAUGGCUGGGAUGUUGGAGUAUUCUUUAGACGGUCAUAACGUUAGUUUCUCAGCCAUCAGAACUGUACGGGUUCUCAGACCAUUACGAGCCAUCAACAGAGUUCCCAGUAUGCGAAUCCUGGUGACGUUGCUGUUGGAUACUUUACCGAUGCUGGGAAAUGUCUUGCUGCUCUGUUUCUUCGUGUUUUUCAUCUUCGGGAUUGUUGGCGUGCAGCUGUGGGCGGGGCUUCUGCGCAACCGCUGCUUUUUUGACAGCAAUGUCAGAAUGCUGUACAAUGUUUCCGAGUCUGUGAGUGAAUACUACCGAGCGGACGAAACCGAUGACAUCCCCUUCAUUUGCUCCACCACCCGGGACAACGGCAUGCUGCACUGCUCCAACAUCCCGAAGCGCAGAGUUGGAGGGGUCGAUUGUAAUCUCACGGCUGAUAAUGUCACAGAUCUUGUUUUCAAAGACCCCCCUCAUCAUGGAUGUGUAAACUGGAACUUGUAUUACAACAACUGCAAUGCAAGCGAACACAAUCCACAUAAUGGGGCUAUCAACUUUGACAACAUUGGAUAUGCUUGGAUUGCUAUCUUUCAGGUCAUCACGUUAGAGGGAUGGGUGGAUAUCAUGUACUAUGUCAUGGAUGCGCAUUCCUUUUACAACUUCAUCUAUUUCAUCUUUCUUAUCAUUGUAGGCUCCUUCUUCAUGAUCAACCUGUGCCUCGUUGUCAUAGCAACACAGUUCUCCGAGACCAAACAACGUGAGAACCAGCUGAUGCAGGAGCAGCGGGCACGUUUUCGUAGCAACGAAUCCACCUUAGCUAGCCUGACCGAACCGGGAUCCUGUUACGAAGAAAUGCUGAAAUACCUCGUCCACGUUUGCCGCAAACUUUUCCGACAUGCCGCACGUCUCUGCGGCGAAUUAUGCCGCAAGAGACACAGGGGUGUGGCCAAUCCUAGCAGCUCCCUGUCGGUGGGCGGGACUAAUGGAUAUUGGAGUGACAACGGGGCAAAGAUGGGUCCGACCCAAUACUGUAUGCUGCACUAUCAUCAUCCCCAUCAGCAUCAACAUUACAUCAGCAACGGCAUAGAAAUGAAAACCCUUCAUCUCGAUAGAGAUGCGCAGAAUUCCAAAAAGACCCCAUCGCUUCCUCUUGCACUACAAAAUUUAAAGGGUUUGAGGCUCGGCAUGAACUAUCCCACCAUCCUGCCUUCCAAACUAUACUCAAACUCACAUAAUCGCUCACACUCGACAAGUGGAGUCAAAGCAUCGGCUUUCCAUCAUGGACUCUAUGGCAGGAAGAUCUCUGUUUGUGGUGGAUACCAUGAUACUUACAAGUUGCAGCACGGUGUGUAUACGGGAACGUGCUCGAGUGUGUGUGUGGACAGCAGGGCGGGACUGGUGUCUUCAGAGUCAUCUUCCUGCCCAAUUUGCGCCCAGGAAGGUGAUGGUGUUAAUUGCGACUCCAACAGUGAAUCAGACCCGGAGAAACAGGGGCCAGGCAUCCGCUCAGAAGAGAGCAGGAGAAACCAGAAUUUGGACGAAAAGGAGUCUGGGAAUAAGAACUGUGUGUGUAUGUGCGCUCAUUAUGCCAGAGCCGUUUUGAGGCGGAUUGUGGACAGCAAGUACUUCAACAGAGGGAUAAUGAUAGCAAUCCUUAUCAAUACACUCAGCAUGGGAGUGGAGUACCAUGAGCAGCCGGACGAGCUGACAGACGUGUUGGAGAUCAGUAAUAUUGUCUUCACCAGUUUGUUUGCGUUAGAAAUGCUCUUGAAGCUGUCGGCCUGCGGUUUGUUUGACUACAUCAGCAACCUCUACAAUAUCUUUGACGGGAUCAUCGUCAUCAUCAGCGUGUGUGAGAUCGUCGGUCAAGCGGACGGAGGGUUUUCGGUUUUGCGCACGUUUCGUUUGCUCAGGGUGUUGAAGCUGGUGAGGUUCCUCCCGGCUCUGCGCAGACAGCUGGUGGUACUGAUGAAGACCAUGGACAAUGUGGCCACCUUCUGCAUGCUGCUGAUGCUCUUCAUCUUCAUCUUUAGUAUAUUAGGAAUGCAUCUGUUUGGGUGUAAGUUUACCCUGCGGUUGGAGAAUGGAGACACUGUGUCAGACAGGAAGAACUUUGACUCACUUCUCUGGGCCAUCGUCACCGUGUUCCAGAUUUUGACCCAGGAGGACUGGAAUGUGGUUCUGUAUAACGGCAUGGCCUCCACUUCCCCCUGGGCGGCUCUGUACUUCGUGGCCUUGAUGACUUUUGGGAAUUAUGUCCUCUUCAACUUACUGGUUGCCAUCUUAGUAGAGGGAUUUCAAGCUGAGGGUGAUGCUAGCAGAUCAGACACUGAUGACGACAUGUCGUCUGACUAUGGUGAUGAGGACAAACUGAGAGAACUGCUGAACUCAGGAUCAGAGAUGAAAAUGCAGACAUUAAUGCCCAUCUCCAAUGGACACCUGGAACCCCGGGCGUCUAUGCCACCUCACAACACACACAUGCAGCUCAACGCCACACCCAGAACUGAGGUGUCACACAUCUACAGCCAAUCACGGCGCAACAGCAACACCUCCACCGAGCCCCAUGACCAGAGAUCCCUGUCCAGUCUUUGGGGAAGUCGCCGCUCCAGUUGGAACAGCCUUGGCCACGCCCCCAGCCUAAUGAGACGCGCUCAGUCAGGAGAGCGCGAAUCUUUGCUUUCAGGAGGAGAACGGGACAGCAUGGAUGACAGCCAAUCAGAAGAUGGGAAAUCCAGCAGGACUGGCAGUCUGGGCGGAGUCUCGUGUCUGGGGUCGUUUGAUUUUCCAGAGCUCCUCCAAGUUCCACGCCCAUAUUUGGAGUGUAACGGCAGAAUAGAUGGAGGUUAUCCAGCCUCUCACAACAUAACACGCCCCGAUCCAUCGUCCACACAGGGGGCAGAAGAUGAUGAAUUUGAGGAGAGCUGGUGUCUGAUUGCAAAGAGACUUUUGGAGCCGUAUAAACCCCAGUGGUGUAGAGACCAUGAGGACUGGUCACUUUACUUAUUUUCCCCUCAAAAUAAGUUCCGUGUGCGCUGUCAAAAGGUCAUCACUCAUAAGAUGUUUGAUCAUAUUGUGCUUUUUUUCAUCUUCCUUAACUGCAUCACAAUUGCUCUAGAGAGACCUGACAUCCAACCUGACAGCACGGAGCGGAUGUUUCUUAAAGUGUCUAACUACAUCUUCACUGUGAUAUUUGUGGCUGAGAUGACUAUGAAGGUGGUUUCUCUUGGGCUGUAUGCUGGUCCAGGCUCGUACCUGAAGAGCAGCUGGAAUGUUCUAGAUGGUCUGCUGGUAUUUGUGUCUAUUGUGGACAUCCUGGUCUCUCUCGCCUCCUCUGGAGGGAACAGAAUCCUGGGUAUCUUGAGAGUACUGCGACUGCUCAGAACACUAAGACCCCUGAGGGUCAUAAGCAGAGCUCCCGGACUGAAGCUGGUUGUUGAAACAUUGAUCACAUCUCUCAGACCUAUUGGAAAUAUUGUGUUGAUCUGUUGCGCUUUCUUCAUUGUCUUUGGCAUUCUAGGAGUUCAGCUCUUUAAGGGGAAGUUUUAUCAUUGUGAAGGCUUUGACACUAGAAAUAUCACCAAUAAAUCCGAGUGCCUGCAGGCUAAAUACAAAUGGGUCCGUAGGAAGUACAACUUUGAUAACCUGGGUCAGGCACUAAUGUCAUUAUUCGUCCUGUCAUCUAAAGAUGGCUGGGUCAACAUCAUGUACGAUGGAUUAGAUGCCGUGGCUGUGGACCAACAGCCUAUAAGGAACCAUAAUCCCUGGAUGCUUCUGUACUUCAUCUCCUUCCUGCUGAUCGUCAGCUUCUUCGUGCUGAACAUGUUUGUUGGUGUGGUGGUCGAGAACUUCCACAAAUGCAGACAAGACCAGGAGGAAGAGGAAGCCAGACGAAGAGAGGAGAAGAGACAGAAACGCAUGGAGAAGAAACGCAGAAAGGCCCUGCAGAGGCCAUACUAUGCAGACUACUCUCCAACUCGCCUCUAUAUUCACACACUCUGCACUAGCCAUUACCUGGACCUCUUCAUCACCAUCAUCAUCGCCAUUAAUGUGCUCACGAUGUCAAUGGAGCACUACAGACAACCCAAGUAUCUGGAUGAAGGUCUGAAGUACUGUAAUUAUUUCUUCACGCUGGUUUUUGUGAUCGAGGCUGCGCUGAAAUUGGUUGCCUUUGGCUUUAGGAGGUUUUUCAAAGAGAGGUGGAAUCAGUUAGAUUUGGCAAUUGUUCUUCUCUCCAUCAUGGGCAUCACACUUGAGGAAAUUGACCUGAAUGCCUCACUACCCAUCAACCCAACCAUCAUACGCAUAAUGAGGGUGCUGCGCAUCGCCAGAGUGCUGAAGCUGCUGAAGAUGGCCACAGGAAUGAGAGCUCUUCUGGAUACAGUAGUUCAAGCUUUACCGCAGGUCGGUAAUUUGGGUCUGCUGUUUAUGCUGCUGUUCUUCAUCUAUGCAGCACUGGGAGUCGAACUCUUUGGCAAGCUCGAAUGCACUGAGGAAAACCCGUGUGAGGGACUGAGCAGACAUGCUACAUUUCAUAACUUCGGCAUGGCGUUCCUCACUCUGUUCCGCGUUUCCACCGGAGACAACUGGAAUGGAAUCAUGAAGGAUACCCUGCGGGAAUGUAAAAAUGACAAAUGUCUGAGUUACCUGCCACUUUUGUCGCCUCUGUACUUUGUGACAUUCGUGCUGAUGGCGCAGUUUGUGCUGGUGAAUGUUGUGGUCGCUGUGCUCAUGAAACAUUUAGAGGAGAGUAACAAAGACGCCCGUGAGGAGGCCGAGAUGGAGGCGGAGUUGAAGGAAGAGCUUCAGGGCAGUCGUAGACAAAGCACCGCCUCUCUGGGCGGAGCCAUCGGGCUUGAGGGUACAGCUGUUAAAAUGGAGACUCUCUCACAUGAACAGGGUCAAGACUCUCAUUACGGCAACUUCCUGACAGUUAGCAGGCCGUCUAUAUCACGGAUGCUGUCCUUACCUAAUGACAGUUACAUGCUCUAUCCUGUUAAGCCUGUAUACGGGUCCAUUCAUGAGAGAGUCUCCAAACAGGACUCCACACUACCAGGCUCCUCUCUGUCACUUGGCACCCAUCCCUGUGAAGAUAGUGCUGUAAUGCAGGUUCCAGGAACUGCGUCUCAGAGAAACCUGGCUGCCGUUCCUGCUCCCCAUCCUCUAAAUCAAAGAGCAAGAUCUAGCAAUGCCUUCAGAGCCCUGCGGAGACAGCAAGCAAUAAAGAGCGACUCCAUCGAUUCCACAAACGCUGACUCCAGAGACACCUUACAAACCCAGAGCAAACCCAGCUCCGGUGAUAAUCUUCACCUCAAAGUACCCAGCAUUCCCCUCACCGGUGGAUCCGCCCCGUGUUCGCCCCAGGCCUCCCCUCCCCCUCCCCUCCGCAACCGGACAGCGAGCGUACAAACAAACAGACACGUGUACAGCCAGCGCAGCAUCCCCUGUCGACAAGCUGCGUACGAGACGCAAUCUCGAAAACCUCCAGACAUAAUGCACGCACAUGCACAAACCAAACUACAGGAUUCGCACGAGGUGGCCCGACUCAACACGAACGUUACCCAAAGAAGAGCCUCUCAGCGUGUGGGACGCAGCCAUAACUUGUCCCCUUACGCUUCAGAAGCCCAGUCUGAAGACUCAUUGCAAGGUGGGACGUCCCGCCAGCCAGCUCAAUGUCUACGGAAGUACAACAGUAUGGAAAACAGUGGCUUCCUAUCUCAACUCCACGUCCCUCGGCGUCAUUCGACGCAUGGGGACGAGCUACUGCAGCCCCCAGGACCUUCUCCAACGCCCAAGAAGGAGAAAAUGAGCCCGCCGUGCAUCUCCAUCGACCCUCCCACCGACGCAGAGUUGGUCGGUCAGGAGCGCAGCACAGUCCUGAGACGACGGACACCGUCCUUCGACUCCGCGCUCCCACGGGAGUCCAUAGAUCUUCCUGACAUGCAGGAUGAACCUCUUUUGCCAAGUCAUUUGCCCCUCCCACAAUUCUCUUUUGACCAAUCGGAUGUAAGUUCGCUGAGCAGCAUGUCGGAACUGCUUUCGGACAGUGACCAGUCGACGCACUCCUUCCCUCCCGAGGCGCGCUCGGGGGCGCUGGGAGACGCAGCUCAGAGUCCACUCAGGAAGAAGGUAUUGGUCAGAAUGGCCAGCACUAGGGAUCCAGGAAAUGAGGAUUCGUUUGCCUAGGCGACCACACAGGAAGCCUCUCUCGCAUUCCACCUCUUCGCAAAGCAUUUUAAUAACAGGAAGAGGCGGCGUUGGCAAAAGUAUGCAAAUGUGUUUCUGAUGGAACUGAUGAUUUGUUUUUUUUUUGCCUGAUCAUAUUGAUUAGGGAACUUUUAUUAGUGUUCAUCACACACACUGAUGUUGUGACGUUUUAUGUGAGUUCAUCCUUAACAGAAACAUGUUGCAUCGUGGCAUAUGAUUACCGCACAUGAUCGUGCAAUUUUAACCCUCAUAUUUUGUUAACUCAAAACGUGUCAUUAAAAGAUGCCCUGUAAAACCUGACAAAUGAAAUGUAAGUUUAUUGAACGUUUAGAUGAAAUAGUGCUUUUUUUGAGUUUGCCUGGGGGCAGUUGCUUCAAUCCAGUAAAUGUAUAAAAUAUAAAAAUUAUUUUUAAGUUUACUUAUGCCAGUAAAGAUUUCACCUAAAUAAAACACCACAUCCAGGAGGAGGAAGCACUGAUGGCUUGUUUUUGUCUUUUAAUUUUGACACACAAAUUGUAAUAGAGCAUUUUUUUUAGCAAACAUGCAUAAUCUUUCAGAAGUGUAGGUUUACUUUUUCUUGUUGCACUGUCAAGAUUUACUGAGAAAUUAUAAAACAUUUUAUAAUACACUUUACAAAAAGGUUCAUUAGUUAAUGGUUAACAAUAUUGUUAAACAUGAAGUAAGAAUGAACAAUACUUCUCCAGCAUUUAUUGAUGUUAGUUAUUAAUUUCAGCAUUUACUAAUGCUUAGUAAAAUCACAAGUUGUGUUUGCUAACAUUAGUUAAUGCACUGUGACCUAACGUUGACUAACAAUGAACAACUGUAUUUUUAUGAACUAACAAUAACAAAGAUGAGUAAAUACUGAAUGUACUGUUCAUUGUUUGUUCAUGUUAGUUAAUACAUUAAUUAAUAUUACCAACUGACACCUUAUUAUAAAGUGUUAACUUUUUUUUUUAAUCACAUUGACCGCAAACAGAUUAUAUAAUAUAAUAAUAAAUCAGAGGUUCAACUUCAGUAAUAGUUUUGAUUCAGUCUGAGGAACAUAAUAAAAUAACUAGAAGGGAAAUGACUAAUUAUUAGUAAGUCAAUCUCAACAAAACAUGGGGGUUAAAUGGUAGCACUAUAUUGGUCAUCUUCAAGCAAACCCUUACGUCACGUGAUUAUUUAACAUUAAAGUCAUGACCUAAUUGUAACACCCUAUUGUCUUACAGAGUAAACGACACCGAGAUAUUUUAGCUGAAACAUGCAUGUUUCAUAAUGCAGAUUGUGUAGCUGAAUGAAUGAGAUGAUUACUGCAUAUAUGCGUGGCAUGUGAUAUUUUUGUAAAGGGUCAGAGUUUUACAUGCUGUUGGCCUUCAGGAAGAAACGUGUUAAAGGAAUGUUCCGGGUUCAAGCUCCACAUCUGUGCUGCAGAUUAUUACAGAAAAUCAUUUUGAUUUGUUCCUCCGUUUGUGUGUACAGUGAUGCAGUGGACGUCUAUGGGGAAAAGCAUUGCAGCAGGAUAAAAUAGACACUGUUUUUAGACUUUAGCAUUGCGUCGACAUGACAUUGGUGUAAUAGCAUUUCCUAAUAACCCUGUCUAUGCAAAGUUAUAUCCAAUUUCUACACUGAAGCUGUUUCACAUGGCAAGUAAUGCAUUGAAGUGAGCGUUACAUUUUCAAGCAGAACUGAAAUAUACUGAAAUAUAAUAAUAUUUCUUGUAAAAUGUAAUUUUACAGUCUGUGGAGGACCUGGAGCGAAAUCAAUAAAUGAAAAAUUAGGUAACUAUUUGACAGUCCACUAUAAACGGUAAGCAACUACAUGUCAACUAGCAGUCGUUAGAGUAUCGGUAGUCUGCUUAAUAACUUCUAACAUUUUAUUUUGAUGGGUUCACAACCCUAACCCUAACAACAUACUGACUUUUAGAAACUUCACAAGUAUAUGUCAACUUAUUUUAAUAACCCUAAACCCUAAUAGUAUACUCUGAGAAAUAGUUGACAUGUAGCUAGAAAGUUAUUUAUAUUUAGUAGAAUAUGUGGACUGUCAAUAUAAAGUUUAACCAUAAUUAAGUGUAGCCAAUGAUAUAUAUAUACACAUAUUUAAAAGAGCUUAAUUUAACUUGUAAUGUUGUUUAAUUUAAUGAUUAAUAACACACGGGUAGUGAGCAGAAAUUCAUCUUUUACAGAAAGAACUUUUCCUUUACACCUUCUGAAAUAUUUUCCCCCCUGACGUUCAUUGUAAGGCAUUACUGUAAACACGUCUUUACAUAAAUUUGAAGUGUUCCUUCUUUUGAACUGUAUUUCACUGACAUGCUUCAUGUAAACUUUCAAUCAGGACCUUUUUUUUUCCAUGCACAAACAUAAAGAUUUCCAAAGAAACGAGCUAGCAUGAAUGCUAACACCUAUUUUGGUUUGACAACAUUGGUGUUUUGGACCAUCGUGGGAUGAAUUCAGUAAUAAUUAGCCCAUGAACGUUAAAAGAACACUCCACUGUUUUUGGAAAUAGGCUAAUAAGUUCAGUUUUACCAUUUUGGAAUCUAUUCAGCCGAUCUUUGAGUCUUUUUCGAGUCACUUAUAGCAUAGCUUAGCAUAGGUCAUUGUAUCCAGUAGCAUCUUGUCAAAAGUUUCGGUGUUUUUCCUAUUUAAAACUUGGCUCUUUUGUAAUUAUAUUGUGUACUAAGACUGGCAGAAAAUGAAAGGUUGUGAUUUUAUAGACCGAUAUGAUACACUCCCAUACUGGCGUAAUAAUCCUGCUGCUGUAAGAUGGCCGCAGCAGGCGCAGUGAUAUCACUCAGCGCCUGUAGUAAAUAGUCCCCAGCUUACAUGAUACACUGCUACUGGUUUAACUGGAUUCAGUAAUCAAUGCUAAGCUAUGCUAAAAGUGCUUUUGCUAUCGGGCAGUUGGAGAAUAAGCUUAUUUCCUUUCUUUUCAGUGUUGCGGUAUUCACAACAACAUAACGCUUGUUUAGUGCAGAUGUGAUUUCCUCACAGAAAACAUUCCCUUGCAUUACCAGUCACGUAAGGGCUUUUCACACUUAAACCUGGGUUAACAACUCUUUGAAACAAUAAAUGUUUUUUGAGCGAAUCAGCAUAUUUAAAUCAUUUCUGAAGGAUCAUAUGGCACGGAAGACUGCAGUGAGGAUGCUGAGGAUUCAGUUUUUUCAUAAAAUGAAUAAGCUAAUUUUUUAAAUAAAUUCAAAUAGAAAGUGAUUUCAUUAUUUUAUUCAGUAUUUUAUAUUAUAAUAUUGCAUAAUAAUAUUUUUAAUUAAAUAAAUGUGGACUUGGUGAGCAUAACAGACUUAUGAAACUAAAUAAUUAUUAUUACAAUUUUUUAUUUAUUUAUCUAUUUAUUUAUGUUUUACCUACCACAAACCUUUAAACAGUAAAGCACAUUUCUACAGAUAAAUAAGCAGUUAUUAGAACGAUACAUUAAAAUGAUUUGUGGGAAAAGUGUGAAAAGCCCUCUAAAGAUUGAUUGAUUGAUUGUCUGAUUGAUUGAUUGAUUGAUUGAUUGAUUGAUUGAUUGAUUUACUGAUUGCAGUUUACGCAUUCUCAAAAUCAUGCUAAUACAUAUCAUUAUGUACUGGCCAUAUUAUUAUGCCUGGCAUUUCUUUAAAAAAAUGUAUUUUGUGAUUAACUAGAGUGUAAUGGUGGUAUCUGGGAAAACCAAGGGCUGCUAAAUAUUAAUGAGUAUCGCUGUAUUGAGGUCAGGAUAUGUGUCCUGUAUGCAGUGUGAGAUCCAGAAUGCUGUUUGACUGAUUCAUGAUGCUUUUGGGUGCAUCUACAGAUGAGAGCAUCCACUUAGCAUCAAGAUACAUUUUGUUGAAAAACUAUGGACAUUAAACGGUUAGAGACUGUUAA